Messenger RNA from Grammomys surdaster, 2346 nucleotides. RefSeq names its product taste receptor cell protein 1. NCBI's taxonomy places the organism in Eukaryota, Metazoa, Chordata, Mammalia, Rodentia, Muridae. The coding region runs from base 1 to 2346 and encodes 781 amino acids. The record is from RefSeq and is a predicted model, not a curated record. The transcript has 12 exons.
AUGGACAAGCAGUGGUUUCCUGCAGCUGGAAUUCUCUUGGCUGCCUUCCUAGUAGUCUCGGCUUCUACCCUGACCCUUCUCUCUACUGAUGAAGGCCCUAAGCAGUUUCCUUCAGCGCCUGGUACAUCACCUCAGCAAAGUAACAACAGCAUUCUACUGGGCAUCCUGACACACAUCUUUGGCAAAAUCAACUCAGUUGAGAGGGAAUCGGAGGCCCUGGGGAGGAGGGCAGGAGACUUUUCUACAGAAGGGGCUGGGAGUCAGGAGUCUCCCCCAUUGCCUGACUCCUCGGGCAGGGUCAUACCUGAACCAAUUCCCUCAACCCUAACCAUAUCUGCAUCCUACAUGGCUGUUGACUCUCAGCCAGUGUCCUCUGAGGCUGAUCCUAUAGAGGAAAUCUUGGCCCUUGGAACUCUAGACACAAUUACUAUGUCAUCACCACAGCCUUCUCCCAUACAUGGAUCUGAGCAGAAGUUCAACAAGACCUUCGGGUUGUGUGGGACAGUUCCUGCCUCUGCAACACUGGAGAAAACUGUUGUAUCUAAACAAACAGGGCAUUUAAGUAAAACUUCCCAUCCCCCCAUAUUCUCCAGACCUCCAUGCCUGCUACGGCAUAACCCCAAUCCCACUGUCCGGAUACCACGGAGGGAUGGCCACUCCAGGCCAGAUGCAUCCUCAUCUGUAGUACUGGCUCCAAGUACCUCCUUAAGACUGCCUAUCUUCCCCCGGAUGUCUAACAUACUGAAAGCUACAGAGCCCCCAUUGUCUUCAUCUCCUGGAAGAUUAGGGACCUCAAUCCCGGUCCAGGUUUCCUCUGUCACUACAGGAGCUAGUGACUCUUCUAAACCUGCAUCUGUGAUUGUACCCUCAACUACAGACUCUUCCAUUAAAACUUCAAACCUCACACCCCAGUUGGCUCUACAACCCAGCCACCCUGAGCCAUGGCUUCCUACCAGCCCAGUCCACAUCCCCACGCUCUCCCUCCAAUAUUUCUCCAGCCCUCCCUCUACCCCACAUAGCUCUGGCUUCACAGAGUCAUCUGUAGAUGCUGAUCCUACCCUGGCCUCUCCCCUCCCUUACCCUGGCCAGGAUGAGUCUUUGCAGGACUUGAGAUUCUCCACUCCAGGAUCUCGUCAUACGAUCCAUACUGUGACCUUUAGGAUCAACCGAAACCGCUUCACAAAACUUGUCUGGAACCUGGUACCCUUGGAUCGAUGGCUUAUCUGCUACCAGCUCCGGCUCAUCUACCACGAGGCCUUCUCCAACUUCAAGAAUGUCAGUGCCCUGCUGUUUCGGCCUGGCUCUACAAAGGUGAAAGCCUCCCUCGUUUUUGGUCCUCCGGCUCCCUCGGCUCUAGAAAUCCUCUGGACUUUGUAUCGCAAGGUGAAGUCCUCCAGAUGGUCGCUUGGGUACCUGUCCCUGGCCGACCAUGGCCUUUCCUCUGAUGGGUACAACAUGAAUGACCUUACCCGGGAAAUCAUCAACGUUAGCUUCACACUCAUGAGGCCCUUCCUGCCCGAGCUGCUCCUGCCUAGUUCUCAGCCUUUUAUCCUGCUGGAAAAGCAGAUCCUCCGGCUGGUCACCCAUGAAGUGUCAAGAUUCUACAAGGCUGAGCCCCAGGACCAGCCCCUGCUCCUAUUCAGCGAUGUGAAGGAGUGGGUGAGAGUUUACAUGGAAUAUAAGCUCAAGCACCCCAUCCCCAUCCACCUCCAAGGCCUGGCCAGUCACCUGGCCCAUCAUAUAACAGACCCCACCCUCCAGAAAUCCAGCAUACUGGCCAAUGGGGAGAAAGCAGAUCUGGUGUUUUAUGACACGUGGCUGUUGAUUGUGGGUCACCCCUUCACCGAGGCCUUGGAGAACAAGACUAGUUCUGAGUUCCAGGAGCUUCAGGGACUGCUGACAAAACGGCUAACCUCAGUCCUCCAGCCUCUGCAGAACUUUGGUCAAGUGGUGGUGGAGGAAUUCCACCAGGAACCACUGACUGCCAGAGUGCAAACUGCCUUCUUUGGGGUUGCACCAGCCCAGGGCAUCAUCCAGGACUCCAUGCUUCAAGCCCUGGCCUCCCUCCAGGAAACUGAGGGUCUACAGUUGGAGAUGCUCCUCCCAGUCCUUGGCGCCCCCAGCUCCAGAGCCUCGAGAAGCCCCAGGGGUGGAGCCAUGCUGAAUCUCCAGCUCAUCAUGUCUCUCUUCAUCUUGACUGGGGAGGAGCUGUUCCUCCACUCACCCUGCAGAUUCUGCUCCUCAGCAGAACGGGCUGCUGGGGCCUUAAGGCUCGUCUUGAGUGUUAAUGCCAGGUUUCCCCCACUGGAGCCUCAUGGCCCUGAGCCUGCUCCUGGCAUUAGUUAG